This is a messenger RNA of Thyridium curvatum, 1632 nucleotides long. RefSeq lists its product as uncharacterized. The coding region runs from base 1 to 1632 and encodes 543 amino acids. Gene Ontology annotation, cellular component: membrane; Golgi apparatus. The transcript is spliced from 5 exons. Gene Ontology annotation, biological process: retrograde transport, endosome to Golgi. Lineage: Eukaryota; Fungi; Ascomycota; Sordariomycetes; Thyridiales; Thyridiaceae. The record is from RefSeq and is a predicted model, not a curated record.
AUGCGGCGCUGGUUAUCCCUGCUGCUCCUUGCGGCAUUGUCCAUAUGGACUGCCAGUGCAAUGGAAGCUCUCAUUGACCAAACCGACGAGAAUCGGCAGCGAUGUGCCGGCAUGUACGCCAGAAAGACCUGGGGCGGCCCUGUAGACCCUUUCAUACUGUUGAAGUUUGACAAGUACGAGGGGGAGGCAGAUGCCACCGUCAGCCUUGUCAUCUUCGAAUGGAAAGAUGAGAAGUUUAUUGGUGUCUACCCAUCCGAAGACGCCGUUCAGAAAGUUGGUAUUUGCCAACCCAAAUGGGUCGAGGCCGGCUUCUGCGCGGAGAGCGAUAUUGGCGAGUAUAUCCUGACGCCGAACGCUACCGAAAAGUCCAGCAACGUCAUCCUUACGCAGGCGGUCAACUUGAAGGACAGCAAGCCCAUCAACUACCCUAUCAAGAACACGGGUUACUACUGCAUCAUGACGGACAAGUACACGGCCGAGAACUACCGAGCUGUUGUCGAAUUCCGCAAUGCAUACGGCGAGCUACCCGCAACACAGAUUCCGAAGCUGCCGUUCUAUGGAGGGAUAGCGAUCCUCUAUGCGCUUGUCACGGUGUUCUGGGGAUUCUUGUACUACCAGCACCGUUCCGAUAUCCUAGCUGUGCAGAACUACAUCACCGCCAUCCUAAUCUUCUUGGUCGUGGAGAUGUUGAUGACCUGGGGCUUCUACGACUAUCUCAACAGAAACGGCUCGAAUGUCGGCUCCAAGGUUCUACUGAUUGUGGUCGCCGUGCUUAACGCUAUCAGGAACUCCUUCUCAUUCUUCCUGCUGCUUAUUGUGUGCAUGGGCUACGGCGUGGUCAAGCCAACUCUUGGCAGGACCAUGAUCUAUGUUCGCUGGCUGGCCAUUGCCCACUUUGUCUUCGGACUUGUCUAUGCAAUCACGAGUCUUCUUGUGACGCCAGAUGCCGCAGGGCCGUUCGUCAUGCUCAUUGUCCUUCCCCUGGCCGGGACGCUGACUGCGUUUUACGUCUGGACCCUCAACUCGCUCAACGCCACUCUGAAGGACCUGCGCGAGCGCAAGCAGCACGCCAAAGAGGCCAUGUACAAGAAGCUGUGGUGGGCCAUUUUGCUCAGCAUACUUGUCAUCUUUGGCUUCUUCUUCCUCAACAGCUUCUCCUUUGCUUCGGCUAGCGACCCCGACUACGUCCCCUUCCAUUGGAAGACUCGCUGGUUCAUCCUAGACGGCUGGCUGAACCUGGUCUACUUUGCGGAUGUGGCGUGGAUCGCGUACGUGUGGAGGCCGACGGCGAACAACCGCCGGUUCGCCAUGAGUGACGAGAUUGCCCAAGACGACGAUGGCACCUUUGAGAUCAAUAACAUGGACAUCGGUGCCCCCGACGACUCGGACGACGAGGAGGCCAACAUUGGCAAGCAGACCGGGCAGCAGGCGCCGCGUCCAGCAGAUCCCAGAAAUGACGCUCCCUCUGGGGCCUCGGCUUCAAGGAGCCAACCCGCUGCCUCAUCAGCGGCGCCACCGAGGCAGUCACUCGACGGCGAGACCAUCUUCGCCGUGGGCGAAGACGAUGGCGACAAGUUCUCGGACGACGAGAACUCUGACGAGGAUGCCGGUCUGGUCAAGCACAAGAAAUGA